GGAGUACUCUGUACUCUUCACCGCUGGCUCCGUGAAUUUUCAUGUUUGUUUCGCAUUUGCGAAAUUCUUGCAAGAAUCUGCCGAGGGCUGUUACAAUUGGCAGCGUACUGUGAUCAGACAGGGAACAGCAGGUCAGUUGAAACGCGCUAAGAAAUGGACGGCAAAGGGACGAAGAGGAAAGUUGAUGCGGACGCGGUGGGGAAUGGCUACCAGAUCCGACAUUCGACAGAGCACCCCAUCAGCCUGGAACACUAUGGUUCCCCGUGGACUGGAUUGGUCUCUGCAGGCGGCAGCGCAUCUGCGCAGCAGCCUGCCCGUCUUGCUGAACAGCGGCAGCUGGAAACGGGAGUUUUGAACUUACUUACCAAUUAUCAGCUGACCAACAUGGACGCGACGGACAACGGAUUCCUAGCGUGCCGCGCCACGUACACGUUUCAGAUGGAUCUCCAGAACUUAAAGUCCGCGGCGCUAAAUGAUUUCGGGCAGGGGAAAUUGCAGCGAGUACGUGUGUCAGGGAUUGGCAACGAAAUUUCCCCCUUGCCAGCGUGGCUGGAGAACGGCGUUGGACUGCAAGUGUUCCGUUGCGACAAGCCGACAGCUCUUCUCCGAUGACGAGCUCGAGCAUGGUUUCGAGGUACCAUGGCGGGCCAGCAUCCAACUGGAGCAAGUUCCGGAUAACUGCAUAUUGACGGAGGUGCAGCUGGCCUUCAUUAAUCCGUAUGAAUGCCCGACCGUUCAUGUUGAAAUGAAGGCGACCAACACUCAAAGCAUAGGCUUCAUCAACAACACACUGAAGAACAUCGACGGUCAGACCUACUCGAAGUGCUGUCAAGAACUGGGUAUCUUCCGCGAAGCCUACUGUUUCAUCACUAUGCGUGUGCCGCUGCGGAGCUUUCUAAGGAAACUGCUUACCGCCUUCCGACGGACCAUCCCGUUGUGUCCAGCACCAGACGAGGUUAUCACGGUGACGGAAGGAGCGGAUAAUGUGGUGCUGACGCGGCAGGGCAAGAUAGAGAUUGAUCGUCAGGCCCUGGCUGGCAUCUCUUCCGCAGCGCGUGCCAUGUUCGCAGUCGGAGCGGCGGGAAAAGCCAGUUCAUACGAUUUGGACUACAGUAAGGCGGCCGUCCUGGCAGUGCUGAGCGCGGCUUUGCUCAAACAGGAAUCUCUGCCAGGCGAUCCGCGCCGAGCGGCUCCGUUCUUCCUGUACGAAGUGAUGAAGUUGGCGUUAAGUUGGGAUAUUCCGCAGCUGAAACUGUGGACGCAGGUAGCGUUUGUGGAGCGCUUAUGUCAUCCGGUCGCUAAUCUGGAACAAAUCCCCGUCCUGGACGCGGUCCGCAUCAUUCACGACCAUGCCGAUGGGAAGGAGGUGGGCGGUCGGAUGGUUCUGUGUGGACUGAUCUGUGUGCUGCGCAUCCUGCAUUCACCGACCGCGCAUUGGACCCUUGAUGAACUGCAGCAAAUAAUUGAACCGAAAUCGGCGUUGUGGAAGAGCGUUAUCCAGCCGACGCGCUGAAAUGCCGGAUCCAGGACAUGGAAGGAC
This is a messenger RNA of Paramacrobiotus metropolitanus, 1540 nucleotides long. RefSeq lists its product as uncharacterized. The record is from RefSeq and is a predicted model, not a curated record. The coding region runs from base 473 to 1513 and encodes 346 amino acids. The transcript is spliced from 5 exons. NCBI's taxonomy places the organism in Eukaryota, Metazoa, Tardigrada, Eutardigrada, Parachela, Macrobiotidae.